ACGAUGUCACCACCCACCGAUGGCGUUGCGCUAUACAAAAUCAGAAAUGAUAAAAGUUCCAUGUACGCCACCUUGGUAGAUAACACACCUCACCAAUUCAUCACUCAGUCUCACGACAUGGGGUCUGAGAGUCAAAUUUGGCAGGUCUCUUAUGACGCAGAAACUGGAAUUGCGACGAUCAAGAAUCUAGCGACCGGGAAUUAUGCUACGGUCGAUGACCUGACCUACUAUGUCGUCGGUGACACAAUUCCACGGGAGUUCGAGUUAUAUGAUGUAACGGGAGAAGGCUCCAAUUUUAUCAUCAACUUGAAAAACUCUGACAGAGUGUGGCAUACCAGUGGCACAAGUGAAGGGGACAAGCUCUGGGUUAAAAUUUAUUAUGACUCGACCGAUCCGGCUGAUUUGUGGAGUUUCGUAUUGCAGCCAGGGGUUGUGUCGGAAGGGGAGGGCACACCACCGCUUUGAUGAUGUCCCCGAGUGAAAGCUUGCUUAUGAUCGAUUAGCUUACAGUCGUAAUGUAUGGAAGAAACGUUGUGUAUAUACUUAGGAUGACCGUGACGUCUGUCCACGCAACAUCUAUGAAUGUGCUAGAUUGAUGAAACGAGUGACCAGCCCGGGAUAGCUCUGAAAGUGAUCAAUACAAGAAGCCGGCAUCGGGAGAAUGAAAAGCGAACGUAUCGUGGAGGAGGAUGGUUGG
Messenger RNA from Suillus clintonianus, 697 nucleotides. RefSeq lists its product as uncharacterized. Bases 4 to 465 code for a protein of 153 amino acids. Lineage: Eukaryota; Fungi; Basidiomycota; Agaricomycetes; Boletales; Suillaceae. The record is from RefSeq and is a predicted model, not a curated record. The transcript is spliced from 5 exons.